Molecule: messenger RNA, 4331 nt
Organism: Xenopus laevis (African clawed frog)
Lineage: Eukaryota; Metazoa; Chordata; Amphibia; Anura; Pipidae
Gene: ipo8.L
Product: importin-8-like
Exons: 25
Coding region: 133-3204 (1023 amino acids)
Biological process (GO): intracellular protein transport; protein import into nucleus
Cellular component (GO): nucleus; cytoplasm; nuclear envelope
Molecular function (GO): small GTPase binding
Source: RefSeq, a predicted model, not a curated record
CACAUGUGACCGUGACAUCACCGGGCCCAUUUUCAACUUAGAACUAGCAGUGACCGAUUCCUCAGCAUCUCUACCUGUGUGGUCUUGCCGGCCCGUUUAUUUAAUCAUCCCGGCCUCGCCGCCUCUCGCACAAUGGAUCCGAACCGGAUUAUCCAGGCUCUGAGGGGAACGAUCGACCCGAAGAUGCGCCUGGCGGCAGAGACUGAACUGAACCAGUCCUACAAGAUCAUCAGCUUCGCCCCGACCCUGCUGCAGAUCAUCGUGUCUGACCAGGUGGAGUUUCCAGUGCGCCAGGCAGCGGCUAUUUAUCUAAAGAACAUGGUGACUCAGUACUGGCCAGAUCGGGAGCCGCAGCCCGGGGAAGUAGUUUUUCCAUUCAACAUUCACGAAAACGACCGCCAUCAAAUCAGAGAAAAUAUCGUAGAAGGAAUAAUCCGCUCUCCAGAUUUGGUGAGGGCGCAGCUGACUCUCUGCCUCCGAGUUAUGAUCAAACACGACUUCCCAGGCCGCUGGACCGGAGUAGUGGACAAGAUUGGCUUAUACCUACAGUCACAGAACACUGCCAGCUGGUUGGGCAGCCUGCUCUGCUUGUAUCAGCUUGUGAAGACGUAUGAGUACAAGAAGGCAGAUGAACGGGCACCCCUCAUUGCUGCCAUGCAAAUCUUCCUACCUAGACUCCAGCAGCAGAUUGUCCAGUUACUCCCAGAUCCCUCCCAUUACUCUGUGCUCAUGCAGAAGCAAAUACUUAAGAUAUUCUAUGCACUUAUCCAGUACGCCCUUCCACUCCAAUUGGUGAACAACCAAAUGAUGACACAAUGGAUGGGGAUUUUCAGCGCGAUCGCCGACAGGGAUGUCCCUCCGGAGACACUGCAAGUGGAUGAAGACGACCGCCCGGAGCUGAUCUGGUGGAAGUGCAAGAAGUGGGCUCUUCACGUCAUCACCCGUCUAUUUGAACGGUACGGGAGCCCCGGCAGUGUCACCAAAGAAUAUUUUGAAUUUUCAGAGUAUUUUCUGAAGAACUAUGCCGUUGGAGUUUUGCAGGUUCUGCUGAAAGUGUUGGAUCAGCACAGACAGAAACAAUACGUGGCACCUCGCGUUCUGCAGCAGACACUCAAUUACCUGAACCUGGGAGUGUCACACGCAGUCACCUGGAAGCAGCUGAAGCCACACAUAAAGGGCAUUUCGGAAGAAGUAAUUUUCCCUCUGAUGUGCUACAAGGACGAGGAUGAGGAUCUGUGGCAGGACGACCCCUACGAGUAUAUACGCAUGAAGUUCGAUGUUUUUGAAGACUAUGUGUCCCCAGCGACAGCAGCGCAGAAUCUUCUGUACACUGCUUCCAAAAAGAGGAAAGAGGUCUUGCCGAAGAUGAUGACUUUCUGUUACCAGAUUCUCACCGGCACCUCAGUAGAUCCAAGGAAGAUGGACGGAGCGCUGCACGUGGUGGGGUCCCUGGCAGAGAUAUUAUUGAAGAAAUCAGUGUACAAGGAUCAGAUGGAGGUUUUUGUUCAGAAUCACGUCUUUCCACUCUUUAUGUCGGAGCUGGGGUAUCUCCGUGCCAGGUCCUGCUGGGUCCUCCAUUCAUUCAGCACCUUAAAGUUCCACAAUGAAAUGAACUUGCGGAACGGAGUUGAACUGGCUAAGAAGAGUCUUAUCGAGGACAAGGAGCUGCCGGUGAAAGUGGAGGCGGCCAUUGCUCUGCAGUCACUGAUCAGCAAUCAAAGUGCCGCUAAAGAAUACAUGAGGCCGUACAUUCGUCCCGUCAUGCAGGAGCUACUUCAUAUAGUGCGAGAGACGGAGAACGACGACCUCACCAACGUUAUUCAGAAGAUGAUCUGUGAAUACAGCCAGGAGGUGGCGCCCAUUGCUGUGGACAUGACGAGACAUCUAGCCGAAAUAUUUGUCAAGGUCCUGCAGAGUGACGAGUACGAUGAAGUGGAGGACAAGACAGUGAUGGCUAUGGGAAUCCUGCACACCAUUGAUAUUGUACUGACUGUUGUGGAGGAUCACAAGGAGAUAAAACAGCAGUUGGAGGGGAUAUGCCUGCAGAUCAUUGGACUUGUGCUGCAGAAGCAUAUCAUAGAGUUCUACGAGGAGAUCCUUUCUCUGUCCUACAGCCUGACCAACCAGACCAUCUCCCCUCAGAUGUGGCAGUUACUUGGGAUCCUGUUUGAAGUCUUUCAGAGGGACUGCUAUGAGUAUUUUACAGAUAUGAUGCCUCUUCUUCACAAUUACAUCACUGUGGAUACAGAUACUCUGCUGUCAAACCCCAAAAAUGUGGAGAUUAUCUACACCAUGUGCAAGAAGGUAUUAACUGGGGAUGCCGGGGAAGAUGCUGAGUGUCAUGCAGCCAAACUCCUGGAGGUCAUUAUUCUUCAGUGCAGAGGCUGUGGGAUUGACCAGUGUAUCCCACUCUUCGUCGAGGCUGUUCUGGAGAGGUUAACACGAGGGGUUAAGUCUAGCGAGUUGCGCACUAUGUGUCUGCAGGUUGUAAUCGCUUGUCUCUACUACAACCCUUCCCUUCUCCUAAACACCCUGGAACAGAUGCGCUUCCCCCACAGCUCUGAACCAAUCACUGCUCAGUUUAUUAACCAGUGGGUGAAUGAUACCGACUGCUUCCUGGGGCUGCAUGAUCGGAAGGUUUGUAUAAUAGGACUGAGCAUCCUAAUAGAGCUUCCCAACAGACCCCCAGCCGUCAGUGCUGUGGCAUCUCUGCUUGUCCCUUCCAUAUUACUUUUAUUCCUUGGCUUGAGGCAAGUGUGUGCCACCCGGGACCACUCGGAUCAUCGGACGCCCUCCCGGGUUCCAAAGGCCGAAACAGAAGAGAGCGAGGAGAUUGCAAGUGACGAGGAGGAAGCCAAUGCCCAUGCCAUGCAGCAGAACGCAGGGGAAGAUGAAGAUGAGGAAGAUGAGGACUGGGACGAUGAGGUUCUGGAGGAGACUGCUCUGGAAGGAUUUAGUACCCCUCUCGACUGUGACGAUGCACUUGAUGAAUAUCAAUUCUUCACCAACGCUUUGCUAAAUGUACAAAGCAGAGACGCCUCCUGGUAUCACUCGCUAACAGAGAAGCUGAGUAAUGACCAGAAGAAGCAGCUGCAGGAGAUCUACACGUUAUCGGAGCAGAGGAGAAAUGCUGCAGUUUCUCGGAAGACUGAACAGCAGCUCUUGGCACAGAGUUUUUGCGGGAACCAGCUUGGGCACCAAUGAAUGAAGACCCCCCCACUCAUCCCCACCAAGGCUGCAGGGCUUGUACAGAAUACUGACUUAGCAAUGAGGUCAGGGGUUUAAAAACGGGGCAAGCUGAAGUUGCAAAAGGUCACCAGCAUAAAACUGGCAGGUUAAAUCCAGGAAGCUGGUCCUUGGCUCGAGUCUGGGAGUUCCGAGGCUCAAGUGACUAUGAUUUUGGAACGGAAUUUAGAACCACAUAUGAUAUUGGUCGUUGGAUUUCACUGGAAAAUGCUUUGUCUGAGCACCAUGCUUGAUCCUUACUGUCUGUAACUGCAUUGGUUAUUUCCAACCUACUCAUCAAUAUUAAUCUGCUGUGUGUCCUGCGUCUCCGCCAUCGCUGGGCUAAACCAUUUCAGCUUUCCCAUUUGGAGUUAGCAGCUUCCAGCAACCUACUCUGCUCCGAGGAGCAUUCAGAUGACACUACAGCUCUAUUUGCAAAGGGGGGUAAUUCACCUUAAAAUCAAGAAAGUGACAUUCUGAGACAAUUUGCAACUGGUCUACUUUAUGUUUCCAAUUUUGUUUUGGAAUUAUUUACCUUUCUCUAGCUUGGAUUUUUAUAGCAGCUAUCUGGUUGCUAGAGUCUAGUUAACCCUAGCAACCAGGCAGGGGUUGGAAUGAGACAUGGGAAGACAAAAAGAAGAGGGAUUGCAUGGAAAGAGAAGUAACAAUAAAGUUGUAGCCUGCACAGAGCAAUAGUUUUUUGUGGUUUCCAGGGUUCGUGACCCUAAUUUCAAAGUAUAAAAAGAGGAAAAAACUUUUUCAAAAGACCAAUGAAAGUUGCUAAGAAUAAAUUAUUCUGUAAUCGGAUAUAUACAUAAAACAUGAACUUCCCCUUUAAUGUUUCGGUUUCCCACAUCCCAGGGGAUCAUUAGCUGUCGACAGCCCAGAGAAAAUUAAUGAAUUGCUGGGAAUAUGUCAUUGUGUGGGAAUGUAGUUUAUAUGUGUCACUGCUUGUUUGGGUCUUUUGUGUGUACAGCGGAACCCAAAUACAUGCACUCUUGUGUUUACACUAGUCACUGGUCUGUUGGAGAGCCAAACUGUAAAAUUCAUAUUUGCUCAAAUUUAGUGUUUUAAUAAACCUUGUUUUUUUUCUUAUGUUUCAAAAA